Molecule: messenger RNA, 3333 nt
Organism: Pocillopora damicornis (cauliflower coral)
Lineage: Eukaryota; Metazoa; Cnidaria; Anthozoa; Scleractinia; Pocilloporidae
Cellular component (GO): nucleolus
Molecular function (GO): protein binding
Source: RefSeq, a predicted model, not a curated record
AGUGGCUAAGAUGGCGAGCUCGGCGAGUGUUCCAAGUGAUAUAUAUCCACAUAUUUACUCGUUUUUAUUGCAAAACAAUCUGCUCAAAACCGCCAAAGCUUUUAAAGCGGAGACAUUAGUGGAUUUAUCUCGACCUCUUCAAGAAAGUGAUAUCCUUGAAUGGUUUAAGGCAUUCUUAAGGUCCAAUCAAGCUCCUGUGAAAAGAAAAUUGAAUGGAACCAGUAAAGAACCAAAAUCAAAACGUCAAAAGACCCAAAAAUCAAGUUCAGAGUCAUCUAGUUCUCAAGAUUCAAGCUCUGAUGAAGAUGAACCAGCAAAACCAGCAGCAAAAGUAAUUGAAAAACUUGAAAACAAACAGGCCAAGUCGAAAGAUGAAAGCUCCACUGAAUCAAGCUCUGACGAAGAUAGAGGAAAAAAGACAGCACCUGUUAAAGGUACAAUCAAGAAAACAAAGCCCAAAGAUGAAAGCUCUUCUGAAUCAAGUUCAGAGGAGGAGGGAGCAGCUAAAAAGGCAACUUCAACAAAAGUAAGUGAAAAAACAGUGAGCCAGAAGAAAAAACAAGAAGAUGAUACCUCAUCUGAGUCAAGUUCAGAGGAAGAUGAAGCAGAACAAAAUGUGACCCCUGCAAAAUUUGAUAAAAAAACAGCAAAGCAAAAGCCAAUGCCCAAAGAUGAAAGCUCUUCUGAUUCAAGUUCAGAGAAAGAAGAAACUGAGAAAAAGGCAACUCCAACAAAAUCAAACAGUAAAACAGCAAGUCAGAAGAAACACCAAGAAGAUGAAAGUUCAUCUGAGUCAAGUACAGAGGAAGAAGAAACAGAGAAAAAGGCUACUCCAACAAAAGCAAACAGUAAAACAGCAAACCAUAAGACAAAACCAAAAGAUGAUAGCUCAGCUGAGUCGAGUUCAGAGGAAGAAGAUGCAGAAAAAAAGAAAACUCCUUCAAAAGUGAGUGGAAAACCAGUAAACCACAAGGCAAAGCCAAAAGAUGAUAGCUCAGCUGAGUCAAGUUCAGAGGAAGAGGAAACUAAAAAAAGAAUAAUUCCUACUAAAGCGAGUGGAAAUAAAGCAAACAAAAAGACAAAGGAAGAAGAUCAAAGCUCAUCUGAGACAAGUUCAGAAGGAGAAGAAACAGAAAAGAAAGCAACUCCAACAAAACAGAGUGGAAAAAAAGCAAAGCAGAAAAAAAGUAAACCAAAAGAUGAUGUUAGCUCAUCUGAGUCAAGUUCAGAGGAAGAGGAAACAGAGAAAAUAAAUAAAGUAGAUAACAAAAAUAACAACAAGAAAAAGGGAGACAGUUCUUCACAAUCUAGUUCAGACGAUAAUGAACCAGCUAGCAAAAAUACAAAAUCAAAAAAGGAAAAGCUGGAGAAAAGCAAAGAAAAAGAAUCAUCAGAUGACAGUUCUAGCUCAGACGAAAGUAUGGAGAUAUCAGUUGACACAUCAAAAGUAGCAAAGUCUACAAGUUCUUCCACUGAAUCAGUGAAAAAGGGAGAUAAGGAUGAUGAGAGUAUGGACACAGACGAUGAAAGUUCAAGCUCAGAUGAAGAAGAAAAGGCUAAGAAAGUUAAGAACAUAAAAGGUGCAAAAAGACAACAACAUGGAAGGGCUGCAUCUUCAGAUGAAAGUUCCAGCUCAGAUGAUGAAGAGGACACUUCAAAAGUUAAGAAUAUGAAAGGCACUCCAAAACAACAAAAUGGAAAGGCUGCAUCUUCAGAUGAAAGUUCCAGCUCAGAUGAUAAAGAGGACACUUCAAAAGGUAAGAACAUGAAAGGGACUCCAAAACAACAAAAUGGAAAGGCUUCAUCUUCAGAUGAAAGUUCCAGCUCAGAUGACGAAGAGGAGACUUCAAAAGUUAAGAACAUAAAAGGGACUCCAAAACACCAAAAUAAAAAGGCUGCAUCUUCAGAUGAUAGUUCCAGCUCAGAUGAUGAAGAGGAGACUUCUAAAGUUAAGAACAUAAAAGGGACUCCAAAACACCAAAAUGAAAAGGCUGUAUCUUCAGAUGAUAGUUCAAGCUCAGAUGAUUCUGAUGAAGGGGGCAACAGUAAGUUGAAUGGAGUGGCCAAUUCCACAAAGAGCAAAGCCAAAAAGGGCACAGCUGAUGAGCCACAAGCAUCUUCCACUCCUGCAGUUACAAAUUCAAAACAGAAAGGAAGAAAUCAGAUCAAAACACCUUUUAGAAGAGUUAGAGAAGAAGAAAUAACAGUAGACCCCCGGUUGCAGGAUAACAGUUUUGAAGCAAAGUACGGAUCAAGAGGAGACUGGGGCGAAAAGGCCAACAGAGACCUCAAACAAGUGAAAGGCAAGUCCUUUAGACAUGAAAAAACCAAGAAGAAGCGGGGAAGUUAUCGUGGGGGGCAAAUAAAUACUGGAAUUAACUCAAUCAAGUUUGACAGUGAUUGAAAAAAUGUCAAAUUCUCCUCUCUUUUUUGAAGUUGCUUUCAGACAGAGUAUGUUAUUGUUAUUUAAUGUUAAUAGAUAUUGUAAAAGAAAGGCAAAAAUUUCAUGCAAUUUAGUGAAAUUCUGAUACAAGCUUGCUCAGCGAUGAUAUUGGUGUUAUAACCCCAAAUUGUUGUUAUUUAGGGUACUUUUUAUUUGAUUGUCAUAAGGCCUAAACAACCUGCCAAUCACAACAGCUUAUGCCAGCAUGAAUGGGACUCAGGAGGAUGUUCUCAAGAUUGUUGUCUGAUCUGAUUUUUUUAUUGUGGUGCUCAGUGCUGCUGGUUGGAAUUUGUUGGGCCAAAACUAAUGAUUGUACAUAUUAAGCUUGUCUUAUGAGAGCGUUCUUAUUAACAGUUAACCCUUAAACUCCCAGAAAUUAUCAACAUGAAACUUCUCACUAUAAUAUCCUUACAUUUUCUAGCAAACAGGUAAUGAGAAUAUUCAAACUUAUCAGGUAUAAGUUUUUGUCUUUAUGUAGUACCAAAUUUUCGUGACUAAUUUACAAAAAAAAUAAUUUUUCUCUGGGAAUAUUGCCUCUUGGGUCAUGUCUCUUGUAGGGAAAAAAGUUUUCUUUGUCAUAUUAAAUCAAAAUCAUGAUAAAGAAUCAGUGUCAUUUCUUCUUGUGUAUGUCAAUCAUCACUGCUUGGAAUGAAUUUUUUUUAUUUUUCUCAAAUAACACGUGCAUCUCUCAAGCAAUUUUUGCUAUUGUAGGCAAGUGAAAGGGACACGUCUUUAAAGAAACUGUGAUGCUUCGUCGGUAGGGGAUAUUAAUAAUAAUUGAUAAUUUUGUAUGGUAUGUUAAUUUGGUUUUAUCACCUGAGUUAGCGUCUACCCUUCGUCUGAGAACUUCCAACUUCAAACCUUAAAGUGAAUACUUCAAGGGACAUCCA